This is a messenger RNA of Anopheles arabiensis, 1847 nucleotides long. RefSeq names its product UDP-galactose transporter senju (gene senju). Gene Ontology annotation, molecular function: UDP-galactose transmembrane transporter activity. The record is from RefSeq and is a predicted model, not a curated record. Gene Ontology annotation, biological process: pyrimidine nucleotide-sugar transmembrane transport. The transcript is spliced from 4 exons. Bases 264 to 1493 code for a protein of 409 amino acids. Lineage: Eukaryota; Metazoa; Arthropoda; Insecta; Diptera; Culicidae. Gene Ontology annotation, cellular component: Golgi membrane.
CACUGUUUGUUAUUGUUGCGAGUCGACUCGAUCGUUUGCGUUCCCGUGCGUAGUAGAGAAACGGCACGGCGGUUUUGGUUGUGGUUCUUCGUGCCCCUGGCCAUCCGGAAGUGGAGUUUUCGGACUGAUGGACUACUAAAAUGCCCAUCCAACUGUACCGUGCGCCAGCAAUCGCGUUCAAACCCGCAACGAACGGACGGCAGUACUGUAGCGUGUACUGAAACACACACACAGGGACUAAAAUUCACCAAACGAUCAAAACUAUGACGAAUGCUCGCGUAAACUGCAGCGAGCUGUUCCCCAGCCGGAAGAGUAUUUUAAUUUUUAUUACCUACAUGUCACUGUUUGUCAGCCAGGGCAUACUGGUGACCGCUUCACAGCGAUCCGAUAACUCGUACAGCUACAACACCGUGCUGGUGGUGCUGCUGACGGAAACCCUGAAGCUUGUGAUAUCGGCCGGGCUGUAUUGCAGAGAAAACAGCUUUAAAUCGCUUAUCGCACGCGUAAUUGAAGCGAGCGAUGUGCUGCUGCUGUACUUUGUGCCGGCCUUCCUAUACUGUCUGUACAACAAUUUGGCGUUCGUGAAUCUUUCCACCUUCGACCCAACCACCUACUAUUUGCUGCUUCAGUUGCGCGUGGUCAUAACGGGCAUACUGUUCCAGAUUAUCUUCAAAAAGUAUCUCAGCCGGAAGCAAUGGUUCUCGCUGCUGCUGCUCACCGUCGGCUGCAUGCUGAAGCAGUGGAAUUUUUCACUAUUUUCCGCCUCCGCGGACUCACCAGAAGCCGUAACUGCGGCGGCGGCGGAAAACGCUGCCGGAUCGCUGCCGGAAUCGCCGGCCGAUGGUACCUUCCGGGGUAAAAACAUCUCCGGGUUCGACCUCAGCUACAGUGCGUUGCUUAUCCUGGUGCAGACGGUUUGCUCCUGCCUGGCGGGCGUGUACAACGAGUAUCUGCUGAAGAAGAAAGGGUCUGACAUUAACAUCUACGUGCAGAACGUGUUCAUGUACCUGGACUCGAUCGUUUGCAACCUGCUGAUCCUGCUGCUGCAGGGCGAGCUGGUCGGUGCGUUUACGCGGGAGAAUUUGCGCGAAAUCGCCCGGUUCGAGGUGGUCGUCAUCAUGCUGAACAAUGCCGCGAUCGGCAUCAUCACGAGCUUCUUUCUCAAGUACAUGAACUCGAUACUGAAAACGUUUGCCAGUGCGCUGGAGCUGAUGUUUACGGCGGUGCUGUGCUACCUGCUGUUUGCCAUUCCGGUCUAUCUCAACACGAUACUGGCCAUCUUCGUGGUGUCGUACGCGAUCUACCUGUACUCGCUAAAUCCGGUCGUGAAUCUGUCCAACACACCGGGCGCUUCGAAGGCGGCACUCAAUCUGUCACAGCGAAACACGGACGACCGGAAGUCGCUAUUGCGAACCGGUGGUGCACGUUCGCGGGCCAAUGUGAGCGAUUCGGAGGACGAGGCCAGCGGUGCACUUCAAAUGCAGGAGGUGUGAUAGGUUUACAGGGCAGUUGGUUCCUGCAACUUUACAGCGAUUAUCUUAUACAAAGUGACAUCGAGGCACCAUUACACACCGAAGGAUUGUGUGUAGAGUGUGGCAAGUGCUGGGCAAUGUAAUCUAUAAGAUGCAGAAACAUAUUUAUUUCCAUUAUUUAGCAUUAGGCUUUACACAACACAGGAUUGGAAAUGUUUAUUACGAAAUGUACCACGAUGCAAAGCAUACACACAUGGCGAAAAGUUAUUACUUCAAAAUACUUUGUUAACAACAACGAGAUACGGUUCCCGCACCAGCCGUGAUAUAUAUAGUGGAAAAUAAAUAGUAUGACACACAAAACAGUUAAUCCUUAUA